CGGGAAGAUGCUGAGCAGGUGCUCUUCGGUUGUGAAACUAUAACUGUAAGUGUAUUAUACAUCUAAAUAUCAAGAGCACUACUUCAUACGACUACUUUGCCGCGGCUGUUGCAGCAGACAAGAACCUGAAGAAGGGAGGAGAACAAGUCAGAAACAGACGAUGUCAAGUUCCUCAGAAGCAGAAAAUGCUCCUGCGCAAGCAGCCCAAGGAGAAGGAGCGCCACCUGGAGCACCAACAGCUCCAGCAGCGCCGCCGCCACCACCAGCACCAACAUUCACCAAACUGAAGAUGCCGCCAGAGAAUUAGGGCUUUGAUUUUUGGGAGUGUGAGGAGUCUCGAACUAGAUUCAUCUUCCAUCAAAGUGAAUGAAAUCUACUACGCCUUGUUCUGCGAGGAUGAACAGUUGGACUUUUAGGCACUCUUUUUGGUAUAGUUUUUUGCUCCCAAACUCCGCAAUAGGUCCGUCGUGUCUCUUCCUCUUCUACUAAGUAGAAGCUCGUCACGACAACAACAUAAGCAAGUCUCUCCUAGCUUUUUACAGCAAGAUUCAUCUUCGAGGUUCUUCUAAGAUCCAUUCCUGCAAGUUAGAAGAGCAGCACAACG
Amoebophrya sp. A25 is the source of this 604-nucleotide messenger RNA. Lineage: Eukaryota; Dinophyceae; Syndiniales; Amoebophryaceae. The record is from the annotation of a GenBank genome assembly.